Molecule: messenger RNA, 2642 nt
Organism: Plodia interpunctella (Indianmeal moth)
Lineage: Eukaryota; Metazoa; Arthropoda; Insecta; Lepidoptera; Pyralidae
Exons: 13
Coding region: 117-2063 (648 amino acids)
Biological process (GO): spindle assembly
Cellular component (GO): HAUS complex
Source: RefSeq, a predicted model, not a curated record
GAAUUAAAAAAAAACAUGUUCACAAAAACAAACUAAACAACGGAAAGAUUCAAAUGAGGUGUUGUUUGAUCGUUUAUUUUAUGUAAUUUUCUAAAAUAGAAAGCAAUCCCUUAGAAAUGAAUUGCGAAAAGUUAAGUCGUGAACAAGUUCCUGAAAAAUUUGCAGAAUGGCUACUAGGAAUGGGAUGUCCUCCUGAGAAAGUUCCCUCAAUUGAAAAGAUUUCAGAAAUAUGUCGGGGACAGUAUUACAUGGUCUGGCGAAGUUUGAUGGAGCAUGUGGAACCAAAGGAUGUGAUCAGACAGAAAAGGCUCCAAGUCUUCUGUGAUGAUGUCCAGAAGUGGCAGAAGAAGAGCCCUUUUAAUGAGCACGACAUAAACAUUAUAAUGCCUGAACCUCUGGCCCUGUGGCAACAGCAGACUGAGCUGCGCGACCAGGUGGCUGAUAUGGAAGCCAGGGUCUGCAGCAGUCAGGAGAAGCUGAAGCAACUCACUGACAAGAUCUCUAUGAAGUUAUCCCAACGCAACACAACCCGGGACCGCAUCGAGGCGCUCCAGCGGCGCGCGUGGCUGCUGCAGCAGGUCACCGCUGACUUGAGAGCCAAGAAGGAGAACCUAGAGGAGACCAGGACUAUCGCUGACUCUCUCUGCUGCUUUGAUGAAGAGAGUGAUGUGCAGAAUAAGCUGGAGAAAUGUAUGUCCGUGUUCCGGAAACAAAUGCCAUCAUCCGCUGCAUCCACCUCGUUGCUAGCUUCGAAUCCCGUCGCCAGCUCCUCUGUGGUGUCUACCAAUGGGGACCAUGAAACUGAAGAGUACGUGACGUCACUAGUGUCGUCCCGCGGCGACGCCCUCUGGCCCCUGCUGUGUGAGAGACGAGCGGCGAUAGUUUCUUCUCUGUCCAACACCCACACUACCAACUACAAUGAUUCAGAUACAAGUCCACAGAGUGUGCUGGCACACACCGCCGCCCUGCACAGCAGUCUGGCGCUAGAAGCCAUGAAGAACAGAGUGCAUACCGCACUCACCAGGAAGCGAUUGGCUGCUGCGCUCAACGAUCUUAGUAAGUACCUCUCAGAAGAAGCGUGCGAGUUGGUGGUGGUCCGGUGCGAGCGCGCACGCGCAGAGGCGCGCGCGCGCUCGCUCCGCGCGCUGUCCGCGCGGGCCGCGCGUCGCGCCGGCGCCUUCCGCGCCGGGGGCUGCGGCGCGCGGGGGGGGAACGGCAACAUCGCUCAGCUCGAUAACUAUAUCGAAAGCAAAAGAGACGAGCUAAAGCGAACACUAACAAAUCUAGCUGCUACUGAGAAGAAAAUCCUAAAUAUCCGAGAGUGUCUAAUACAUAUCUUCAAUGGCUUCCAGAAGGACCUGCCCGUGCAAGAAAACGAUAGAUUCAGAGGCCACUUGGAGUUCCCUCCGGAGUCGAUAAUGACAGUCAGGCAGUUCUACGAGGAGAGGAGAGACAGAAAGAGAAACAGAGUAGAGCUCAGUCUGGAUCUCGAUGUAUCCGAGGGAUGCUCCUUCAAUGAUCCUACAGAUAACAACACAAACCCAACUUUCAUUGACGAGUUGAGAAUUUAUUUGAAGAAAUUCUGUCUCGAGAAUAAUAGGAAACUUGUUUUGGACAGCGGAGAAAAAAUCUGGAUAUUCGAAACUCUUCGCGCGGCAGUUUCCCGCCUCCUCGCUAGAUGGCAGCACGACGACAUCCCGCCGCUCCUCUGCGUGUCUGUCUGUCUGUCGCACAAUAUCCGCAAAUUGCUGCAGCUGGCACACAGCAAGGAAACUAUGGAGAAGACGUUGGAGAAGAUUGAGAGUGGAAGGAAACUCGAAUUUGAUAUUGAUUUACAACCGAAAAAGAAUGAAGAAGCCCAGAUCACGGACAAGAUCAAAAAGCGACUGCAUCAAAACAUGCUCAGCUUGCAGAGGACAGUAAAGACUUUAGACUUGGGGAGGGAAAGUCUAAAUUUCUGGUCCGACAACGAAAUGAAAAAAUAUAUAUCGCCUAACAGGAGAUAUGAAGGGAAAACUUAUAAGGACUAUGAAGCUCUUUACAUUGAAACAUUGUCAAUUUGAUGUACAGACAACUGCAUAUCAAAAUACACAAAUAAAUUGCAAUUUCGCAUCUAUUCACUCAUCCUCGCGUGUUUCCGAUUACAUUCGGAGCCGUAACGCCUCGAAGCCCAGAAUCGCGUAAAUACCAAUACAUUUUGAAGAUUUGGCUAUGCUUUUACGACUGGCUGCUUGCCCGAUGUCAGCCCUCUUUGGUGAUUAGGUUGUUGCCUAACUGUUGUUAAGGCAUGUGUCCCUUAGUCGCCUCGUCCGACAUGCGCGGGAGGAUUUGGUACUAUUCUAGACAGAAUUCGCAUCUAUUACCGUAACAUAAAGAUCCGUGCGCGGUAGCUUCACAUGACUACAUAAUUAUGAAGCUACUACAUCAUACCAUUGUGAUUAAUGUUGAAAUAUUUAUUUAUUUCUCAAGAAAACUUACAGCUUUUGAACAAAAUAAUAAGCACUAAACAUAAAUAACUUUAAAGCCAUUUACAAUUGUAAUUUAUUGCUUAUGUAAGCAACAACUAUUUUAACCUAUAAUGUUAUUGUGUAAUUUUAUACAAAUAGGAUUAAUUAAAAUAAAGAAUUCUGGUACACUAAUAA